UGAAAACACGGCAUCGGUAUUACAAUUACAAACUCGAGCAAUAAUCGAUGGCAGCAGCGAAGCCAUUGCCAUCGUCUCUCCAAACUCACAAAAUUCUCUCUUCAUGCAACCAAAUUUCACCUUCUCUUCUCCAUUUCCGUCAACGUUACAGCAACCCAAUAAGCCAACAACCGCAACAAAGGCGAAAGCAUUCAAGCUCCUUCAAUGGCGCCUACAGCUUGGUUAUCAAAGCUUACAUGGAAAACCCAAACUCCAUCUCUGGUUUCGCUAACAAAGUCAUCGGUUCUCUCCCUAUUAUUGGGCUUGUCGCUAGGAUUCUCAGUGAUGAAGGCGGUGUUGGUGGGGAUCUCAUUGAUUUUGCCGAAUUUAGAAGAAGGGUCGGCAAGAAAUGUACAGUUACUGAUUCCAGAGCCUUUUAUGAGUUCCAAGAGAGGAGAGGCCGGGCAGGGGAUCCUUUGUAUGUUCUGCUAUGUUGUUGGCUAGCAGCAGUCGGUGCUGGUCUUCUUAAAUCGGAGGAGAUAUUGGAGGGAGUGGCAAGGCUUCGGAUUUCGAAUGAUAUUGAGUUUGAAGAGCAGAAUUUUAUUGCAAUGAUGAAUGAAGCAAGAGAGAGGCGAGCGAAGUUGAAUGUGGGUGCCCCAACUCUUCCGGUAGAGAUUCGAGCUGAAAAGGCCCUCGAUGCAAUUUACGUAUGUUGCUUCGGGAGAGUUCCGAUAGGAGACGAAGACAAGAGCUUGCUAGAUAUUAUGCUAAGAGCGGUUUUCCCAACUGUUGAGCAAUCAACAAUUCGAAAAAUCAUCAAUGACAAGGCAAUCGAAGUAGCAGAAGGUGGCGAUGAUGCAGACAUUGUUCCUGAGCCAAAGCCAUUGUCAAAGGAAGCUGUACAAAUGCAAAUGAAAGACCUUGAAUUCCUUAAACAAAACAAAGAGACAUGAACGAAACCGAUUUUAACGGAAAGCGGGACGGAGACUGAAGGUAAGAAAAUGAUUCGAUGAUAAGGAAAUCAUCGAACACUUCCCUGAAAAUAUAGAUCCUUCAUGUUCAGAUCGCUCUCGUUCGAAGAUAAAACGUGGUGGUUUUAACUCAGCCUUCCCUUUUCCCUUUUCUCUGUUUAUGUAUUGCUUUUGUUGUAAUUUGAAACUCAAUCUUUUGGUGCAAGAUUUUGAACAAUAGCCACCAGUAAAGGCA
Molecule: messenger RNA, 1185 nt
Organism: Hibiscus syriacus
Lineage: Eukaryota; Viridiplantae; Streptophyta; Magnoliopsida; Malvales; Malvaceae
Product: photosystem I assembly factor PSA3, chloroplastic-like
Exons: 4
Coding region: 48-932 (294 amino acids)
Biological process (GO): photosystem I assembly
Source: RefSeq, a predicted model, not a curated record